Molecule: messenger RNA, 1449 nt
Organism: Triticum aestivum (bread wheat)
Lineage: Eukaryota; Viridiplantae; Streptophyta; Magnoliopsida; Poales; Poaceae
Exons: 6
Coding region: 1-1164 (387 amino acids)
Source: RefSeq, a predicted model, not a curated record
AUGACAAGCUCCAGCGGGAGCAAGCGACGUAUGAGCGUGCGACAGGCAAGCGGGAGGCUUGGGGAUCCUCUUUGUCCUGGCGCCGAGAGGAGGACCGCCAUUCAGGACAGAGGGGCGGCUAGGUCAUUGGUUUCUCCACCUUCCACCUCGCGCGCGGGCCUUCCGGCUCAUGUUGCCGAUCCCUGGGAGGUGAUGGGUUUUGGUGGUGCGGCAUCUCAUGGGCCGCCUACUAGGACGACGCCGGCGGGUGGCCGUCCUUCUGGCCCUCCUCUUGGUGAUGGUUUCCAGGAUCCGGUGAGGCAGCGGCUAGGGAGGUCGAGGCGAGGCGGCGGACCGGACGAGCCUGGAGAGCAGAUCAGCCGGCAAGCCGGACCAGCAGUGCCGCCGUCUCCUUCUUGCUCUUUCUAUGAGCAGGAGCAGGGGUCGCCCAGCCGCCGCAGCCCCGACGGGAAAGGGCCGCCGCGGUCCUCCUUUCGGUUACGCGCUUGGCCGCCGCACUUCUCCAGCCACCUCCCAGCGCCAAGUACACCCCGGCCGCCUCCUCCACUUGCCUACUCCUGGCGACGCGCGCCGCGCCUAGCACGCGCCCCGCCGUUCCCCUCCUGCUGCCUCCUCCUAGCGACGCACGCCACGGUCAGGGGGCCUGUUUCCCUAGGUCCCCAACGCCGACGGUCGAUUACAGUGCCAUCUAGGUGUUGUUGCUGCAUACUUGGGUGGGAGAUUGAACAUAUGUGCCAACUUUCUUCUGUCGGCAGAGAGACCAAAAUGGCUAGAGAAGGAGAUGUGCCUGACAAUGAAACAGAGGGUUCUGCAAAUCCGAUCUCACGACGGCACUCAAAAAGGGCUGCUAAGCGGCAGCCGCAUGGCGAUGAUAAGGACGGGGAUGGAGAGGAUGACGAUGGUGGCGAAAGAUUCCUCUUAGUAAAACUGCAGAGAAGAAAGGUGCGCAUGAAGGCAGUAUCCAAAGGGGUAGAUGCCACAUCUUCUGCAGCAGCCGCUGAGGGGGGUGAGGGUAAUGAAGAAGAUAAUGCAGAACGACAGUCACAAGCUGGUAGGAUAAGGGCAUCUCCUGGGAGGUUGGUGAAGUUGAACAAUAAGUUGAGCCCAUUACAAAAGUCCCCCCCUCUGCCACAAGCUGUUUGGAGGCCUGGAUUCAUGUUUUAGUAGCACACAUUUACAACAAAAGUUGGCUUUAGAUUCAUGUUUAGUUGCACAAAUAUGUUUUUUUUGCACAGACUGCACACAUCCAUGUCUGUGUGUGUUGAUUGCACACAUUUACAGCAAAAGCUGGCUUUUGGAUCCAUGGUUAGUUUGCACAUCUCUUUUCUAGUCUUGGCUGUUUGGUUGCACACAUAGAAGGAAAAGUUGGUUUUGGAUCCAUGUUUUAGUUGGCACAAAUAUAGCCUUCUAUUUGCACACAUGGCAUAAAAAGGUUUCUUUUGGAACCCA